This is a messenger RNA of Dufourea novaeangliae, 722 nucleotides long. RefSeq names its product DNL-type zinc finger protein-like. The record is from RefSeq and is a predicted model, not a curated record. Lineage: Eukaryota; Metazoa; Arthropoda; Insecta; Hymenoptera; Halictidae. Gene Ontology annotation, molecular function: zinc ion binding; protein-folding chaperone binding. Gene Ontology annotation, biological process: protein folding; protein stabilization; protein import into mitochondrial matrix. Bases 137 to 712 code for a protein of 191 amino acids. Gene Ontology annotation, cellular component: mitochondrion. The transcript has a single exon.
UGUCAUUGAGUGUCAUUUUUCCGGAAAGUUGUCGUAUUAAUGACACAACAAGUGUACUCAAAUUAUUCAAUGCAAAGAAAUUUUCAAUUACUAAAAAAAUUGCUAUGAAUAUAUAAGGAAAUCAGAUAGUUUCAUCAUGUUUUCGUUCCGUUACAUACUUCGAGUUGGAGCUAAAUUGGCCCUAACGAGAGAAUCUAUAAAUUUACAUCAAAUAUCACCGAUUUCUAUGAAUUAUUUUGAAAUACCUUUUUAUAAGAAUACCCUUAUUCGAACAAAGACUAAUCUUUCUGGAUCAUCGCAAGAGAAUGUCGAAAACAGUUGUACUAAGCAGCCGCUUGGUAAGCUUGAAGGAAAGCUCAAAGUGAUGUUUACAUGUAAAAAAUGCAAAUUCAGGAAUGGAAAAAUUAUUUCUAAAGUGGCCUACGAACACGGAAUAGUUAUAAUUCGAUGCGAUGGUUGUAAAAAUAAUCAUUUAAUCGCUGACAAUAUAGGAUGGUUCCCAGAAAUGCGGAAAACGAGAAAUAUAGAGAAAUUCCUAGCCGCAAGAGGAGAGACUGUUAAAAAAGUUCAAAAUGACAUUGAUGGGUACAUCGAAAUCGUUACCAAAGCAGAACUCGAUUUAUUGGAACAGAAUAAAAAUCAAGCAAAACUAAUUCAAGAAGAGAGUGAAAUUUGUAUUCAGAAGAAGAAAGCUGAUACUUCAGAGUCAUAGGAAACGAAUA